Triplophysa rosa is the source of this 3430-nucleotide messenger RNA. It is a transcript of the gene prox3, whose product is annotated as prospero homeobox 3. Gene Ontology annotation, biological process: regulation of transcription by RNA polymerase II. Bases 720 to 2747 code for a protein of 675 amino acids. Gene Ontology annotation, molecular function: RNA polymerase II cis-regulatory region sequence-specific DNA binding; DNA-binding transcription factor activity, RNA polymerase II-specific. The transcript is spliced from 5 exons. NCBI's taxonomy places the organism in Eukaryota, Metazoa, Chordata, Actinopteri, Cypriniformes, Nemacheilidae. Gene Ontology annotation, cellular component: nucleus. The record is from RefSeq and is a predicted model, not a curated record.
UAUUUAAUUACUUUUAUUUUUUCCUUAUUCGGGACAUCUGUGUAUUUGUUUGCCCUUGUCAAAUAAUGCUCAUCUCUGUAUCUGUUAAUGAAUCUGCGACACUCGGGUGGAGAGUUCACAAAUGUCCGCUCGCGCGCUUGUCUGCACCGGUAUUUCGAAACAAACGCAAAUCUUAUUUUGUAAUAAGAUAAAACUUUCACGGGAGUCCUGCGAUAUUUUUGUGGCGUUUUGUUAGUGUGUGAGUAAUUACCGCAUGUCAAUUUAUCCGUGAGGUUGUUGUCCUUCCAUCUGUUACAUUUUAUGGCAGUUAAACGGCUUAUUUUCGAGCCGUAAUCUGAUGACAUCUGUGCUGUUUCAGCCAACGUGGAAAAGGCAAAAACGUCAGUUAAGGAGAGUAAUUUAUAUUAAUCUGAUUCUGUCUGUCUGUCUUAAAAACACAAGGUCUGAGUUUCAGUGAAUUACCGACUUUGUGACUAUAGUAAUCUCAUUUAAAUAUUUACUCUCACCAUCUAUGUAUUUGUGCUGUGUUCAAUCAGUAUGUGUGUGUGUGUGUGUGUGUGUGUGUGUGAGAGAGAAGGAUGAGUGAAAUAGAGUCAACAAUCUGAACAAACAGAGCGUACAGCUGUCGGUGGACAGAUAACGCACACAUGCAGAGGAGAAAAAAGAACUGAUGAUAAUGAUAGCACCGAGAAUUCUAAAUCCGGACCAGAAAGAAAGCUAUGGAUUCCCCUUCAGAUCGUUUCCACCAGCAGCCAUCUCAGAUGUGUCCCUUCGAAUUGUAUCGCAACCUGCCAGAUUCCAACUCCACAAGCCACCGAUUUUCACCUGGCAGUCUCGCCUCCCAUCCCCUUUUCGGCCCUCUCAUGCACCCCAGUAGUGCUUCCCAGAGGUGGGGUAGUUUCCAUCAACGUCAGGGUUUGUUUCCUGAGCUGUUAGUAGAUGACGAUGUAAGUGAGGAGGAUGUGUUUGGGAGGAGGGAGUUUUCGGUUGGAGCUACCCCAUCUUCACAGUGCUGUGCUGGAGACAAGGGACAAGAUUCUGCUCAUGAGCCUGAAGACUGGAACCAAAAUUUUGCAAGAGUGAAAAGACUGAGGAUAAACUCAGCCCUUAGAAAUGAAGAGGAGGUGGGUAGGGAGGGUAAAAAAGGGAGAAAAAAUGGAGCUUCAGUUAAAAUAGAUGAGAGAAAACGAGCAGAACAAGGAAACCGGAGGCAAAGCAGGGAGGGCAGGAAGCGACAACGGCAAGAACUGAAGCUUCAGCUGGAGGAGACCAGAGGGAAACUUCUGGAACUUCAGCGGAAAGUAUGGAGAGUUUAUGGAGGGCAGGCAAAUGAAGAGAAAGAAGGGGAGGAAGAACAAGAGGAUGAAGCGUUAAAUCUUGAUGAGGUGGCAGACAUGUUUUCUAACGAUAAUGAGCCUCUCAUCAGCGCUGGAUUUUCUCCCCCACGCUGUUCGUCAAAGAAAAACAAUGAAAACAUUCAGAAUGGGAAUCCUGGAAUAAUCCCAGGAGAGACCUCCAUGGACCUGGACCUGGAGUUAAAUGGUGAUCAAGUGUGGCUGGGCUGCAGUCUGGUUAGGGGUGAGUGGGAGAGCACAGAAGGCGGGCAGAAGUUUGCUCAAGCUCUAAAACAGGAACUAGCGAGUGUUGUGGCUCAGGUUAUUGAUAGGGUUGUUCGGCUCUAUGCAGAAACUGACCCCUCCUCAGUCACAUCUGCCACUGUUCCCCAGGAAACCGGUGUGGCAAUGGAUCUCAAUUCAAAGAGGAGGCAGAGAUCCGACACAGUCGCUCGUGUGGUAGAGCAGGUGGAAGCUUUACCACUUAUCACAAAGAGUCCUCAAGACAAGAGGGCCCCUAUAGCUCAGAGCGGACAGAAGGACCUCCUCCUACCUCAAUCAAAUCCCAGCCUCGCACCCUUACCCCAGCCCCUUCUCCCUGCACUUUUCCCACCUCGGAGCAAAGACCACUUUCUGCCCUCCUAUCCCCCAGAUAACCCAGUGCCCCUGCCCCUACUCCACUACACCAUGCAGAAUCUUUUUGCACGCUCUCUCUCCAGUUUACCACUUAAUAAAGACUGCCUGUCCGAACCGUUCAUGGACUUUCGUUCUCACAACGCUGUGUUCCCUCCCCUUUCCCUGCUGGGUCAGCUAGACCCAUCUCUGCCGGAUAGGGCGAGGGAUGGAGGGAUGAGGGGAGGUGGAGCAGGGAUGGUGGAUGGAGCAGAUGCAGCACUCUAUCUUGCUGCUGGGUCAUCUCAGGAAGGCCUGUCUCCGUGCCAUUUGAAAAAAGCCAAACUCAUGUUCUUUUACUCACGCUACCCAAGCUCCAGCACUCUGAAAACAUUUUUUCCUGAUGUGAAGUUCAAUCGUUGUGUCACUUCCCAGCUAAUUAAGUGGUUCAGUAACUUCCGGGAGUUCUUCUACAUCCAGAUGGAGCGCUUUGCCCGGCAGGCAGCCAGAGAGGGGCUUGCAUCUGCCAGGGAAAGAGCACUGCGCCUGGGCAGGGACUCUGAGCUUUACCGCAUUCUUAACAUGCACUACAAUAAGAGCAAUGAUUACCAGGUUCCAGAAAGGUUUGUGGAGGUAUCCGAGGUAGCCCUGAGGGAGUUUUUCUCUGCCAUUCAGAGUGGUCGAGAUGCGGAUCCUUGCUGGAAGAAAGCCAUUUAUAAGAUAAUCAGUAAACUAGACAGCCCAGUGCCUGACAGCUUCCGCCUGCCUGGUUGUCCCACAGACACUUAUCGAAUGGGAUAAACAGAGCACAAAAGCAACCCCUUACAAACAGCAUAAAGUGUGCACGGAUUGAUACGUGUGCACAGUUAAGUGAGAACAGUGAGCUACUGCAAUUAGUGGAUGAAUAAGUCCAUGAAUAAAAAUGUCCAGAAUUGAGCUCUGAAGAUCGAGGAACCUGUAUAUGUGUUUUAUUAUUGAUGCUCAGAGCUAUUACUUGUUUAACCAUUAUACUACAUUCUAGUCUAGCAUCAUUCCAGUUAGUGUUGAGAAAUGCUCUAAAAUAUGGAAAUAAGUUCUCAUUUUACUUGCUGUUACAUUAUUGAUCAUCAAUUUAUCGAAAAUAGCAAGCCUGGUUGGCUUUUGUUGAUCUUUUUGUAUUACUUGUUAUUCAUUAUAUAAUGUUGCUCUGUAGAACUUUGAUGACUGUGUGUGUAUUAAAUGUUUGCUGUAAGUCCAAACAUACUAAACUAAUGCGUUUUUUAAAUUACACUAUACAAUGUUUUUUAUGGGCAGUGCACAAUAAAAAAAACAGGCGUAAACAACAGCACACAAGCCACAUUACUCCUAAACUGAAAUCAGUGACACCCAAAAGUUAGCACAACCAGCACUAGUGUGCAUUAAAUUGAAAUAAACACUGUUGUCAGUCAAUAUAAAAUGCUUAAGUAUUUUGUUUGUUUUAUAUCCUUCUGAUGUAUUAUUUGACU